AUGGCGAGUGCUACAGCAGGCUGGGCUCAAUUGCGACAACAAGCUCGAGCACAGGAGACUCAGACCGAAGCGCUCUUUCAUACAUAUGCCCAGUAUGCAUCCAAAGCCGACAUCGAGCCCAAACCAAGCGAAGAAGAGAGCAAAACAGAAGAGCAACUGAAUGAGAUUCUCGAAAAGCGUACGGCACUUCUCGGACAACUCGCUCGUACUCUCGACUCCGAACCUACUCCCUCAGCUCUCAAGUCCACCAACUUAGCCCGUCAUCGCGAGAUCCUUACACAACACCGAACCGAACUGGCACGCCUAAAGGCCCAAAUCACACACGCCCGCGAUCGCGCCAAUUUACUAUCCAACGUUCGAAACGAUAUCGAUGCAUACAGGUCAGCACAAAAUCCAGAGGCACAGGAGGCGGAAUACAUGCUCAAUGAGCGACGGCGAAUCGACAAUUCGCAUAACAUGGCAGACUCGGUGCUCAGUCAGGCGUAUGCGGUGAAUGAGAGCUUUGGACUGCAAAGAGAGAGUCUUGUUGGCAUACAGAGGAGGAUCACAGGAGCAGCGGCACAGAUUCCAGGUAUCAACGGAUUGAUGCAAAGGAUAGGGAGUAAGAAGAGGAGAGAUGGGAUCAUUCUGGGCAGCUUUAUUGCGCUAUGUUUUGUAGCGCUGUUAUGGUUCUGGUAGAACCCUUAUUUGGUUCGCGUGGUUUGGCGUGGCGUUCAAGGUCUGACAGGCCGCUCGGAGGUUGUUACAAAAGACAGCAGAGCAGUGCUCAGCAUCCGGUUUCAAAGGUACGAAAGCAGGCGUGGUGAAAUAUCCAAGAGGAGCUCACCAGGGUGUGCAGUUCCGUUCCAAA
Molecule: messenger RNA, 850 nt
Organism: Zymoseptoria tritici IPO323
Lineage: Eukaryota; Fungi; Ascomycota; Dothideomycetes; Mycosphaerellales; Mycosphaerellaceae
Exons: 3
Coding region: 1-678 (225 amino acids)
Biological process (GO): vesicle fusion; endoplasmic reticulum to Golgi vesicle-mediated transport
Cellular component (GO): Golgi membrane; SNARE complex; Golgi medial cisterna
Molecular function (GO): SNAP receptor activity
Source: RefSeq, a predicted model, not a curated record